CAGCUGGUCCACAACGUCGACAUUAAUGUGAUCAUGGGGGGUGGUCGAAGAUACAUGACCCCUGCAGGGACGCCAGACCCUGAGUAUCCCACCUCUGCAACGGCGAAUGGGAUGCGCGAGGAUGGGAAAAACCUCAUCGACAUGUGGUUGGCGGCACGGCCGGGUGCUCGCUAUGCCUGGAACAGGACAGAGAUGCUGAUGGCGGUGGUUGCUGCUGACCCCAGCGUGAAGUAUUUGAUGGGUCUCUUUGAACCCCUGGACAUGACGUAUGACCUCGUGCGUAACCGCACCCUGGACCCAUCGCUCACCGAGAUGACGGAGGCAGCCAUCACCAUCCUGAGCAGGAACCCCAACGGUUUCUACCUCUUUGUGGAAGAUAAGUCAGGGCCACAUGGCCACCACGAAAGUGCAGCCCAAAAGGCGCUGACAGAUGCGGUGGAGUUUGACUGGGCCAUCGACCGGGCAGGCAUCCUGACAGAUGAGGCGGACACCCUCACCGUUGUCACCGCCGACCACUCACAUGUCUUCUCCUUUGGUGGCUACACCCUGCGCGGCUCCUCCAUCUUCGGUCUAGCCCAGGGUAUAGCUGCUGACGGCAAGAACUACACGUCCAUCCUCUACGGGAAUGGG
Messenger RNA from Pterocles gutturalis (yellow-throated sandgrouse), 630 nucleotides. Its product is annotated as intestinal-type alkaline phosphatase-like. The record is from RefSeq and is a predicted model, not a curated record. Gene Ontology annotation, molecular function: alkaline phosphatase activity. NCBI's taxonomy places the organism in Eukaryota, Metazoa, Chordata, Aves, Pterocliformes, Pteroclidae. Gene Ontology annotation, biological process: dephosphorylation. Gene Ontology annotation, cellular component: plasma membrane.